AUGGCAGACCACGGGCGGCUCUGUAGCUAGCUACUGUAACACGAAACAAUUAUUAAAACGUCCUGAAUGAAAAUGCGUAUUAAAAAAAUUAAAUAUCGUCGUUUUUGUAGUUUCUUUCUUAACAAGCGUGCGUGUCAAGCCGGCAGCAGAAGCUAAACAGUAACAGGUUUUAAAAUUUUAGCUGGGUUAUCUGAGUUAAGACGUUGCCAAGGCAACGUUAGCCAACAGCUAGCUGUCUCGCUUCCCGUGGUCAGGAUUUAUUUUCUGAGAGACUUUUCUUUACAGCUGUUUGUUGUUGCAUAUGUAAUAUAAGCCGAAUUUAAGUUAACGGUUUAAAGUUUUACUGGGCUUAAAAUAAUAGUUUAAUAACUGUAUCUUAUUGAGCAAUCGUGCGCAGCAUCGUGAACGGCUUAAUUUUUGAGUGAAGUUCGAGGUUUGCGUUCCUCUCUCUGAUUUGCUGUUCCAAGGAGCUGAUUUGUAUAUCAUUGGGGGUUUACUUCAAACCACACACUCUUUGAAUUAACAAAAACAUCAGUGAGAGUUGUGACCAGAUUAAAUCCAGGUUAACUGAAGCUGUUUUAAACGCUCAUGAAAACAUGGAGCAGUACAACAUUCUGGGUCGGACAGGAGAAGGAGCUCAUGGCAUAGUCUUCAAGGCCAAACAUAUUGAGACAGGGGAGACGGUGGCUCUGAAGAAAGUGGCUCUGAGGAGGCUGGAAGACGGCAUUCCGAACCAGGCUCUAAGGGAGAUUAAAGCACUGCAGGAGAUCAAGGACAACGAGCAUGUGGUGAAGCUGAAGGACGUCUUUCCUCACGGCACGGGCUUCGUCCUGGUGUUCGACUUCAUGCUGUCUGACCUCUCUGAGGUCAUAAGGAAUUCCCAGCGCCCUCUGACCCCUGCGCAGGUCAAAAGUUACAUGAUGAUGUUGCUGAAGGGCGUGGCCUUCCUGCAUCACAACAAUGUCAUGCACCGGGACCUGAAACCAGCAAACCUGCUCAUCAGCUCCUCAGGCCACCUGAAGAUUGCAGACUUUGGUCUGGCCCGGCUGUUCAGUGAGCAGGGAGAGAGGCUGUACAGCCACCAGGUGGCCACCAGAUGGUACAGAGCCCCUGAGCUGCUGUACGGAGCCCGAAAGUACGACGAGGGAGUCGACCUGUGGGCGGUCGGCUGUAUUUUUGGGGAGCUGUUGAACUCGUCUCCUCUGUUUCCUGGAGAGAACGACAUCGAGCAGCUCUGCUGUGUCCUCAGAGUGCUGGGAACCCCGACUCAGGACAGCUGGCCUGAGAUAGUGGAGUUGCCAGAUUACAAUAAAAUCACCUUUAAGGAGAAUCCAGCGAUCCCAUUGGAGGAAAUCGUCCCUGACACGCCCCCUCAGGCAGUGGACCUGCUCUAUAAGUUCCUGGUGUAUCCAUCUAAACAGCGCUGCUCAGCCAGACAGGCUCUCCUCCAUCCAUAUUUCUUUACUUCGCCAAUUCCUGCUCACCACUCAGAGCUGCCCAUCCCUGAAAGGGGAGGGCGACCCCCCCGCCAACGCUUCCAGGCUCCGCCCACUGACUUCUCAGUGGACCUACCCUUGCAGAACAGUGUGGUAGACCCUGCCCUAAUACAGGGAUAUGCUUCCUGCCUCUGAACUGACCGCUGAUCUUUACCAUCUCUAAGCUGCUCUUAUACCACUCACACAGAAGAUUUCUGAUGGUCUUUCCUGAGCCUGAACCUCUUCCGUAACCACCUGUAACCGUGAAAAAAUCACCUAAUACAGUUACGU
This is a messenger RNA of Oreochromis aureus, 1766 nucleotides long. It is a transcript of the gene cdk20, whose product is annotated as cyclin-dependent kinase 20. Gene Ontology annotation, biological process: protein phosphorylation. Gene Ontology annotation, molecular function: ATP binding; cyclin-dependent protein serine/threonine kinase activity. Gene Ontology annotation, cellular component: nucleus. Lineage: Eukaryota; Metazoa; Chordata; Actinopteri; Cichliformes; Cichlidae. The transcript is spliced from 9 exons. The coding region runs from base 597 to 1631 and encodes 344 amino acids. The record is from RefSeq and is a predicted model, not a curated record.